Messenger RNA from Anoplophora glabripennis (Asian longhorned beetle), 4038 nucleotides. RefSeq names its product probable ATP-dependent helicase PF08_0048. Lineage: Eukaryota; Metazoa; Arthropoda; Insecta; Coleoptera; Cerambycidae. The transcript is spliced from 3 exons. Bases 73 to 2976 code for a protein of 967 amino acids. The record is from RefSeq and is a predicted model, not a curated record.
AAUGGCGUAGAAAUAUCGCGGGUAUUAAAAAUUUUUUUUGUUGAUCAAAGAAAAUAUAGAAUAUAAAUAAUUAUGGAAUUGCAAAAGGGGACAUGUUUUAUUUGUGGAAAUAAAAGUGUCAUAAAAUCUUCCCAGUCACAAAAGGCAUAUAAAGUAAUGACUCUGUUAUUGCCCAAAGACAUUUUAGACCCUACUGAGUUUAAUAAUGUUCAGUCAGCUUUAAGAGUUUGCCCUAUUUGUUAUCAUAAACUGAUUAUUAUGAAACGUAUCAGUAAAAAUGUAGAGAAAAAUACUUCAAACGAAAUUUCAGAAGAUCAUUGUCUUCUAUGUAAAAAUGAGAAAAACCUUUUUCAAAUGAACAAUUGGCCAAGUUUCAGUGCAAUAUCAGAAGAUAUGGCUAUUCCGAAGAAGAAAAAUUGUGUUAUGUGUUCAGAUUGCCUAUUUUAUUUGGAAACAAGAAAUCAACUAAAAACAAAGUUGUUUUUAAAAUGUCCACAAUUAGAUAAUAAAUCUCUAACUAUUAAUAAAAAUAAAAGAAAAUGGAAACUGAAAUUCACUCCAAAUAUUAAAUUGCAAUCAACCCCACUGUCAGAGAAGAAUAAAAGGAGCAGGAUUUCAAGAAAAAGAAAGUUCCUAGACACGAUAAGCGUUUCAAGUGAUGAUGAUUUGGAACCAAAAAAAGUCUUAAAUCCGUUUAAAAAGUUGAAGCCUUUGAAGGACUAUAAAUUAUAUAAAAACAACAAGAUGGUUAAAACGGAUUCUAAAUUCUUGAAUCAAAUUCCUUACGUAUUAGUAAAUAAUUCAAAUUUGUUUAACAUUCACAAUGACACAUUUAGUGAAGAUGCUGUAACAAAAUAUACUGCAGAGGCAGAAAAUGAAAAUUUUAAAGUACGAGACGAAGAUACAAUAUUGGUAACGCUAAGAAAUGAAUUAGUUAAACAUGGUAUUGAAAAACAGCUUGUUGUAAACGUAUCAAGAAUGAAGAUGGGCAAAUACAAAAAUAAGGGAAGACGUGAAUCAGAUCCAGAUAUACAAAAUUUGAUCGAUAAAUUCAGUAUCUUACAGAGUUCAAAUAGAACCGAGGAAAAUGCAAGCACCAAUGUCUCCAAUAGCAGUUUAAUAGAAAGGCAAGAAAGCUUUGUAGAAGAAACGGAGAUGAGUUUUGAAAUUAAAAAUAAGAGGAAGAGCGUUUCUUUUGCUGAUGAUAAAAAUGUAGAAAUAGAAUAUUUUGAAAAUAACAGAAACGCAAAAUUAAAGUAUCAUAAUAAUUUAGAUGAGAACUCUGAAGUAAUAGGUAAAAAACAUAGUAAAGGGAUAUUAAAACGUGAAGAAAAUGUGGAGGAAAAAAAUAAUACACUUGAAGAACAAAAUGAAGAUGUGUUAAAAGAAACUGAGGUGGAAUUGGAGCCUGAUAAAUCAUUUAAUAAAGCAGUUAACGAAUCUGAGGAAGAUACACAAAACCAAGAAAAUAAAGUAAAAGAUGAGGCAUCGAAAAUUAAAAUAAAGAGUAGAAGAAACAGUUAUUUAAUUGAUGAAAAUACCAUCUCCUUGACUUCUGAUUCCGAGUCUGAUAGUGAAAGUCUGUCUCAAAUACUAAAAGAAUCAAAACAAGACUCUGUUCAGGAAGAAACUGGCUUAAAACGUACAUCAGAGAAUGAAGAAAAUAACUUAUUUGAAGAUGAAAACAUUAAACAUGGCGGGGAUAAAGUAACUGAAAAAAAUAAAGCAAAACCACUGUCAAAAAAGAAAAGAAAUACAAUUGCUGAGGAUACUAAUGUCGAUAAUUCUGAUGAUAACCAUGAUUUGACUACUGCAGAGCAGUCCUUGCAGAAUGAAACUAAACCAGAUGAAAAAAAUGUUGAAUUAGUUUCUGUAGAUGAGAAAUUAGAAAACAAGGUUGCUAAAAGGGAAAGACCUAAACCUCUCUCAAAAAAGAAAAAAAUAAAUGUUGAUAAGUCUGAAGAUAAAGACAUUCAGUCUGGAAGUGAUUUAGAUAUUAGUAAAGACAAUGAAGCUGAAAAUAAAUCUGUAAGUGAAGAUAGGAAGGUCAAAAAAUAUAAGCCAAGGCCACUUUCAAAAAAGAAGAAAUUUGAUGAUAAAUGUGAAAACACAAUGGAAGAAAUUAACUUUGAAAACAAUUUAAAUAGUAGUAAAGAUGAAGGAAAUGUGGAUGACUCUGACAAAGAAAAGUCUAAUGCUGAGAGUAUUUCUUCAGGAAAAAAUAUCCAAGGUGGUAGUAAUGACAUAGAAGAACAAUUUCCACUGAGAAAUGACAGUCAAGUGGAACAUGGUCAGAACACAGAUGAAAUUGAUGAAGCAGAUAAGCCUACAGAAGAUAACGAAGUUACAAAUUCAGAAACAACUGCUGAAAAAGGAAAAGAUUCUUUAAAUUCCACUCUAGAAGAUAAAGCAUCUGCAGAUAAUUCCAAUAUAUCAGAAUGUUGUGAAGAAGUACUUACGGAAGAUGAUGCAGAUACUAUCAACAAAGACACUAAAAAUCAUGCAACAGAUCUAAUUGACAGCAAUAAACCUGAUGCCAUAUCCGACACUGAUGUUACACAAUUGGUCAAUAAAUACUUAAACAAUCAAGAUGAAAAUGAUGGUAAAAAUACACAAAAAACCGAUACUCUAGAGGAAUCAACAAAUCUUAGUUUUAGUCAGAGUUCUGACGAUAACAAAGUUGAUAGUGACGGCAAAAUCGGUUGCGAUACUGUAGACGAAUUUAACGAGUUUGAGAAAACUGAAGACCUAGGAAUAUCAGAAGUCGAUAACGAUAACAUUAACUCGAUAUUGUCAAAUAUGUUUCCUUCAGAAUUACCUGAUGAUAAACUAUUUGAAACAAAGAAUGAGAAUAAAACUGAAACCGAUCCAACCGAGGAAACAAAUGGGGAUCUCAAAAGAAAAAUGAGCGAUGACGAAUUAAAUACCAGUAAAGAAAAAAAGAAGAAAAAAGUAACUUUUUACGAUGAUACGUAAAUUUAUAAUGUGUUUCAUCCUUUCAGACUAUUCCACUCAAGAAGUGUAAGUGUAAUCUGUUUUUUCACUUAAUUGAAGAACAAAAGUUUAGUUUAAUAUGUAAGGCUAUAUUUUUAUAAUUUUUGUAGAAUAUGUCAACAGUUUAGUUACAGUAUGUGUCUAUUCUUUCUGUCAAUAAAUAUCUCUCUGAUUUAUACUACAAAGGGUUAUUUUUUUGUAAACUUUGAUGAAAUAUAUGUUUACAAUUUUUUAGGUCAUAUUAAAAUCAGGGAUUUUUAUAAACUUAAUCGGGAACCACAUUUUUACUAACUAAAGUUCAUAAUAGUAGUAAUAAAUAGAUGUAUUUGGUAAUAAAUAGAUAAAUUCUUAAUAAAAGACUGGAAAUUAAAGUAUGUUUGGAAAAAGCAAACAUUUAUGUCUAAUUAGAUUAAGCCAUUAGAUUUUUAUCUGGUUAUAACAGUAAUCAUUCAGUGAAAUAAAAAUGCAUGUUUAGUUUUUUUUUAUUUUAAAAUUAUGUAACUUACUGCAAUGUGGCAAAUUACAACAAUACAAACCCUGUCUCUAUAGUCUUCAAUCAGUGCCAUACUUUUGGAAUUACUAGACAUGGCUAUAAAGUGAAGAAACAGACUACAAAAUCUAUGAAGUAAAAACCAUUUGAUCUGAUCUAUUUAGUGUGUAAAUUUCUUAUAAACCUUUAUUUUUAAAUUUAAUAUCAAAAUGCACAAAAACCAGUUGUAUCUGUAAAAUAAAUACUUCAAUUGGACCUUACAGUCACACACUGAAUCAGUUCAUAUCUUAACCGCCUGGCCCAGCUUCUGAGAUAAACGGAUUCUGUGUAUGUAGUUCUUUAGUCUUGUUAUUUCUGAAUGGAUAUGUAAGAACGUUUCAAUUUCUUUCCAGUUCAUCAUAGAUUAUUUUGUUAUACUCCAAGUAAUUGCCACCACAAAGAAAAUUGAUACUGAGAAAUUUAAUACGUUCAAAUUGUACGUAUGUAAACUUCUAGUUACUUACUUUGUAUUGUUUAAUUACCAUUGUAAUUUUGUAAUAAAUGAUUGUAACUGC